AUUAUGUCACAGAAUAUUUUUAGCACAAAGCAACAUAUAGCUUAACACAUAGGAAAUAUAUCACUCCCCUUUUAAACCAUAAAAAAAAAAAGCCCUUUUAUAUAUUAAUUAUGGUUUGUGAAAUAUUUAGUGAACAAAUAGGGAGCAGCUGGGGAUUUAUUGAAGAAGUUGGAUGGAGAAAAGGGCCCUGGACUACUGAUGAAGACAGAUUACUUAUUGAAUAUGUCAAGUUGCAUGGUGAAGGCAGGUGGAAUUCUGUUGCUAGGCUUACAGGGUUGAGAAGAAAUGGGAAGAGUUGUAGGUUGAGAUGGGUAAAUUACUUGAGGCCAGACUUGAAGAGGGGGCAAAUAACCCCACAUGAAGAGAGGAUCAUUCUAGAGCUUCAUGCUAGAUGGGGCAAUAGAUGGUCAACUAUUGCUCGAAGCUUGCCCGGAAGAACUGAUAACGAGAUCAAAAAUUACUGGAGAACGCAUUUCAAGAAGAAGAUUAAGAACUUAUCUGAUAACUCUGAGAAAUUACGAGUACGUCUAUGGAAAAAACAACAAUUCCAACAACAACAACAACUCAACAAUCAAAUCAACAUCAAAAACAUCAUGUCAUUACCAACUAUGCCUCAACCAAAACAAGAAAUGACCAUUUUGUACCCAAACAACAUAAUUGAUCAACAAGAGCAAGUUGACUUCUUCUACUCAAUGCUCAAUAAUAACUCCACUUCUGUAUCACAGUCUGAACCCUCUUCAUCAAAUGAAGAUAUCAUCUGGGAUGACUUAUGGAACUUGGAUGAUUUUUAUGGCCAUUUUAUCAACACUACAACUUAUGACAAAACCAACACUACUCCUUGCCUACAACCUAUGGUUACUACUCCAGCUUUCUAUUAAAUCCUCAAGCAAAUCACUAGAAAUAAUUUCCCUCUUUCAAUCCUAAUUUUGUCCGUGUUUGUGGGAACUAUAAGUUACAUGUUCGAUUUGUGAAAUCAGCUAUUAAUACUAGCAUUAGGGCGGACAAAUUACACUACAUCUCAAACGGGAUGCAACUCACUCUUUCCUGGAUCUUACAUAAAUGCUUCAUGCACCGAACUGUACUUUUUGUUUACUACUUGUUGCUAGUUGGGAAUUAACCAAAGAAAGUUGAUUGUCCAACCAAGAGAGAUAUUACAAUUUGUUCUGGAUUACAUAUGAAGGUUCAAUAAUUUGUAAGUCUCUUA
Messenger RNA from Solanum dulcamara, 1204 nucleotides. Its product is annotated as MYB-like transcription factor EOBI. The record is from RefSeq and is a predicted model, not a curated record. The transcript is spliced from 3 exons. Gene Ontology annotation, cellular component: nucleus. Gene Ontology annotation, biological process: regulation of DNA-templated transcription. Bases 111 to 878 code for a protein of 255 amino acids. Lineage: Eukaryota; Viridiplantae; Streptophyta; Magnoliopsida; Solanales; Solanaceae. Gene Ontology annotation, molecular function: sequence-specific DNA binding; DNA-binding transcription factor activity.